GGUCAGGUCCCAUCAUGGCGGCUGAAGAGGCGGAUGUGGAUAUCGAAGGGGACGUAGUGCCAGCGGCGGCACAGUCUGGAAGUGAUGAAAAUACAGCAUCUGUUUUACAAGAUCAUUAUCUUGAUUCAUCAUGGAGAACUGAGAAUGGUCUUAUUCCUUGGACUCUGGAUAGCACCAUCAGUGAAGAGAACAGAGCUGUCAUUGAGAAAAUGUUGUUGGAAGAAGAAUAUUACUUAUCCAAUAAGUCACUUCCAGGAAAAUUCUGGCUUGAUCAAAAGGAAGAUGAUAAAAAAUACUUGAAGAGUCUGCAGAAAACAGCAAAAAUCAUGGUACACUCUCCUACAAAACCAGCCAGUUACUCAGUAAAGUGGACGAUAGAAGAAAAAGAGCUGUUUGAACAAGGGCUGGCUAAAUUUGGCCGAAGGUGGACCAAAAUUGCAAAGCUAAUUGGAAGUCGCACUGUUUUACAAGUGAAGAGUUAUGCCAGACAGUACUUUAAAAAUAAGGUAAAAUUAGAUGGUCCAGAAAAGGAAACACCAAAUCAGAAGAAUAGCAGUGGCUUCCUGAUGAAAAAUGAAGAUGAAGGCACAAAGGCGUGGACACCAUCAGGUUUAAGGGGACGUGCUGAUCCCAACUUGAAUGCUGUAAAAAUUGAAAAGUUAUCUGAUGAUGAAGAAGUAGACAUCACAGAUGAGACUGAUGAGUUGACUUCACAAGGUCCCCAAAAGGAUCUUAGCAGUGAUCUCUUGUUAGACAUCUCUAAUAAUAAAAGAUCUGAAACCAGUAAAGGACUGGUUUCUGACAGCCAAGAAGAUCCCAUUUCUAAAUCUUCCAAGGAGUAUCUUCAGAAUAUAAAGCAAGGUGAGAUGGAAACACUUUCAAGCUCAGGAAUUAGACUUUGGGCUGAAAAUUACAACACCAGUAACCAAAAAUUAGCUGAAUUAAAUGAUGAGAAAUGUGAUAAGCUGAUGAAGAACUGUGAUAAACAUGAUGGGAAUGGAAUACUAGAUGAUGCCAGACAGUUGCCUUCUCCAGAGCCUUGUGAAAUUCAGAAAGACUUGAGUGAUAAUGAAUUGCUUUUUCAUUCUUCCUGCCAAAUGGAGGAGGAGAGCCAAGAGGAAGAAGAGCUUAAGCCACCAGAACAAGAAAUAGAAGUUGAUAGAAAUAUCAUUCAAGAAGAAGAAAAACAAGCAAUUCCUGAGUUUUUUGAUGGGCGCCAAGCUAAAACACCAGAACGCUAUUUGAAAAUUAGGAAUUAUAUUUUGGAUCAGUGGGAGAUAUGCAAACCGAAAUACUUAAAUAAGACCUCAGUACGUCCUGGCCUGAAGAACUGUGGGGAUGUUAAUUGUAUUGGACGGAUUCAUACAUACCUCGAGUUGAUAGGAGCAAUCAAUUUUGGAUGUGAACAGGCUGUAUAUAACAGGCCACAACCAGUUGACAAAGUACGAAUCAGAGACAGAAAAGACACUGUAGAAGCAUACCAACUUGCCCAGCGUCUGCAGUCUAUGCGCACAAGGAGACGCAGAGUCCGAGACCCUUGGGGAAAUUGGUGUGAUGCAAAAGACUUGGAAGGACAGACGUUUGAGCAUCUCUCUGCUGAGGAGUUGGCAAGAAGAAGAGAAGAGGAAAAAUGCAAGCCUGGUAAACCUUCAAAAGUACCAAGACCAACAAAAAGCUCAUUUGAUCCCUUCCAACUGAUACCUUGUCAUUUUUUCAGUGAAGAAAAGCAGGAGCCAUUUCAGGUGAAAGUAGCUUCAGAAGCACUUUUAAUAAUGGAUUUGCAUGCUCAUGUUUCUAUGGCAGAAGUGAUUGGUCUGUUAGGAGGAAGAUAUUCAGAAGCUGAUAAAAUAAUUGAGGUCUGUGCAGCAGAACCAUGUAACAGUCUGAGUACAGGACUGCAGUGUGAGAUGGAUCCUGUCUCACAAACACAAGCCUCGGAAACCUUGGCUGUCAGGGGCUAUAGUGUUAUCGGAUGGUAUCAUUCUCACCCUGCCUUUGACCCUAAUCCUUCCUUACGAGAUAUUGACACUCAAGCCAAAUACCAGAGUUACUUCUCCAGAGGCGGUGCAAAGUUCAUUGGGAUGAUUGUUAGUCCUUAUAAUCGAAAUAAUCCUUUACCUUAUUCUCAGAUUACCUGCCUGGUUAUAAGUGAUGAAAUUAGCCCAGAUGGCUCUUAUCGUUUACCUUAUAAAUUUGAAGUACAACAGAUGUUAGAAGAACCUCGGUGGGAGUUAGUGUUUGAAAAGACAAGAUGGAUAAUAGAAAAAUACAGGCUAUCCCGGAGCAGUGUCCCCAUGGAUAAAAUCUUUCGCCGAGAUUCUGACCUGACUUGUUUGCAGAAACUUUUGGAGUGUCUGAGGAAAACUCUGAGCAAAGUGACUAAUUGCUUCAUUGCUGAAGAAUUCUUGACUCGAAUAGAAAAUUUAUUCCUUUCCAGUUACCAAAGCAAGCCAGAGAAUGGAGUGGCUGAAGAGAACUGGACUGUGGGGCAAAAGGAAUUGUUAAUGUAAUUAUCUUAAAGUAAGAUAUUUUAGUCUUGACAUAGUAGAUCCUACUUUCAGAGUUAUAACCUUGAAAUUAUUGUUUAACCGUGGUACAAUUUGGUUUUUUUUUUUUGCUAGUUCAUGAAAUCCAAACUUGGCCACAUACACCAUGUGGCAAGAGAGAGAGCUAGACUUGUUUUCAUGUGUGGUGCUCAGAGUGUUGUGUGAGGUGGGGUCGGCCGGCACACUCAGUCCUCCACGGCCAGUCGGGGCCUGAACUGGAGGCCGCCUCCCUGCUGUUUGCAGGUUGAGAAAUGGAUUGUGUCUCAAAUUUUUGCUUCCCCUGAACUAGUCGUUCCAGUUUUGCUGUCUCACGUCUCACUAGGAGCAGUUCCAUUCUCUUCAUGUGUUUUGUGAGGCUUGUUUAUGGUUGCAGAUGAGAUACGGGUGGGUGGUCACUGAAGUAAUGAACAUGGUUGAGAACUGCUGGUUUAAUGAAUCUGACAACAUGCUGUGCAAGGCCAGGGGAGGCCUGGGGAAGGGACCUAAAGGAGAGAAUCAAAUUACCAGAUUUUUAAUUACAGAUAUUUGCUUCCAUUUUACUUUAUAACCGCACUGCUAUAGGAUAUGCCAUUUUAUCAGCUGUAACAUUUUGUCAGGCUUUCAGAUACAUAAUAUAAUUAGCUUCAAAUAUAGGUGCCACUUAUACUAGUGUUUGUGAUAAAACUCAGUUAACUAGAACACAGGUAAUCAUAACCCUUAAACUAGAUUUUUUAUAUUUCCUCUUACUACCUGCUAUGAGGAGAAAGAGGCAAAUUACAAUAAAACUUAAAUAAAUCAGAUUUGAUUUUAAAAUCAAAAAAUCCUUCCAGGACAUAUUAUGUAUUCAGCCCAGUUUUGUAUACUUGCUGAAUCCAGAACAGGGGUCAGUGGACCUUUUAUGUAAAGGGGCAGUUAAUAACAGGCUUGGCAGACUACAUACCAUCUCUGUUGGUCAUUCUUCUUUAUAUUUUUUAACAACUCUUUCAAAAUGUAAAACCAUUUUUAAUUCAUGAGCCUCACAAAAGACAGGUUGCUGGCUGUUGUCUUUCCAAACCCUGCUCCAGAGGAUUGCAGAUACUUAGAAUUUAUUUUCAAGUGCAUGAGCCUGAGCCACUGAAAGGUCUUGCGUCAUCUUCAUCAGUUUUAUCAUCUAAUCUGGGUAUGAUUCUGUAAUUUGGCCUUUUUUUGGUUUAAUGAAUAUCCAAGGAAAAUAAGUCAGUAUUGGAAGGAGCAGUGAGCCAGUUUUAGAUGAUCUGGGUCUUGACUCAGUCUUGUGAAUUGGGGGAAUAUAGUCUGCCUUCUCUGGGCCUAAAUUCAUGUGUAACUGAGGUCUAAAUUAUCUUCCUUGCAUCCUCCCAGGUCUAAAAUCUUGUGAUUCAUUCUAAUUGUGGGACUUACAAACCUGGAGCUUAUAUUUUGAGGUGGUACAGUUCCAAAAUUAAUUUUAAAUUUUUUUUAAGGAAAGUGGUAGUAUUUUCUGUUUUUCUUUAUGCGUUUAGGAUAAUCAGUGAAACAACUUACAAAGCAGUUACUUUGGGGACCAGGGAUAUUAGAACUGUAGACCAGAAAUAGGAAACCUGAAUUCUUACCUGAUUUUCUUACCAGCUUUGUUGUGCGACAAUCACAUAAGCUUCUGGACCUCAGGCUCCUCACCUGUAGUUCAGGGGCAGAAAGUGCGCUUCUAUAACAGGUAGUGGUUCAUUCCUUCUGACGUGUUUUCUUCAUUAUACCUCAGGGACAGGUCCUAGAAAGUGGUAUUAAUUAGCUUUCUUAAUUGACAUUUCCCUGUUAUAUUGAUGAAUUGGGGUUGGAAAAUAGUGAAAAUUAAGAAUCUGUUCUCAGUCUGGGUCCUCUGCAUGCUUGUGGGUUACUGCAUUUAGUAACCUAAGCCAUACUAUGAGGAACUCAAACAUGGUACUGUUCAGAGUUUAAUGCUUUGAGAGCACUGUUUUUUUAAGUAGUACUUACUGUUUUUUCUGAUGAUAGAGUACAUUUAUCUUUUUAGAAGGUAAUUUUUAAAAAACAGAAACCAUAGAUAACAUUGUGGUAUAAACCUUUCAUUUUUCUUGUAACAUCAUGUAAUUUUGAUUAUAGUCUGUGAUAUUUUCCUCCCCUCCUCCCUCAUUCAUUCCUUUACAUUUUUCUUAUGAUAGUCUUAAAACGUUUUUGCAGCUCUCGAUGCCCACAUUCCUAUCACUGCCGACCUUGGCCUGCUGAGGGCAGUAGGAGUCCAGCCUUGAGAAGCACAGGAAGGCUCAGACUGAGUGGCAGUGUGGAAGUUUAACAGGCAGGGUCUCAGAGAGAAACCUACCUCUGGCAGUGUUUACAGAGUGGAGAUAGGACUUGAAAACAUCAGAGUCUAUUCAUCCUGAUUUGGUCCUUUUGUGCAAAGACAAGAAAAUGAUGAGCUUAGUUUUGUUUUGUUUUAUUUUUUUCUUUUUCCAGCUUGCCUACUGGAAAUUGACAUUACAAUUACUUCUCUCUUACAGUUUCAUCCCAAAGUAAUAUUCAGAAAAAGAAAAAUCAGUGAAAUAAGAUCCACAAGAUCAGAGGCUGUCCCCUUUGUAAUUUCAACUUUGGGCCAUUGGCCUUCAGUGCUGUAUUAUAACUUCCGUGGGCCUUAGACACUUUUGCCUUUUUGACCCUCUUCUUCCACAAAAAAACUACUAAAAAUUAAUGUUACAACUGCAUUUGUAUAAAAUGAAUUUAAUAUUGUAUAUGCAUACAUCCUUCCAUCUGAAAGUGUUUUUUGUGUUAUAAAUUUAAAAGAAAUUAAAACAUUUGGGAGGGCCUCUAAAUGUAUUAUAAACAUGAGACCUGGUGCCUAAUAGCUCAGUUGACCCUGCCUAUGUUCUGUUACCCCUCCCCUAUAAACCGACCUCACAAACCCUAGCAGAGCUUUGCCACACAGCCAAAAACACUGCAGUUCCUGUGGCUUUAGAUCCACAGACAUGAACUUUGGUCUUUACUGACUCCAUCAACGUUCAGGACUUAAUUGGAACCAUUCAUCCCCCAAAGAAAGAUGGGCUGCAAUGGCUAAUUUUAGGUUUCAGGUGGCUAUUUUGUGCUGAUUCUUAAUACUUAAUAAGAGCCACAGCUCCUGCCACCUUUUUGUUCUUCCUGCAUUUCCCUCAAGCUCUUUUUUUUCCAUCCCCACUCCCUCACUGUCACCUGUUGGUGUGUAGGUAUGAGAUCCUUCAUUGUCAUAUGUUGAAAGCAAGGUCUGAAGAAUCGAGUUGAACAGAAGCAUUCUUGUUUCCCAGCAGCUGCUGCCCCAGCCUUCUCUCCGUAACUUUCCUCCCCCACAGGAGUGGGGCAGGGGCUGUGACAUGCAGAUUGUUUGGGCAGCGAGGAGACCGUGGCCUCGGCCUGCCACCCUGAGUGGGCCUCUUGCGCCUCAGUUUACCUUCUUCCUGUUUGUCUUGCUGGGCCCUCCUGAACUGAGCUGGAGGACCUGGAGAAACCAAUCCAGGCAGGAGGCCCUGGGACUGAUGCUCUCUCUGCCCCUACACCACCUGGAAGGCAGCUCCCAUCUCAGGACACACACAGUUGGUGUUACUAUACUCUUACUAUACUCUUCUCUACCCAGAGCUAGAGGCUAAAUCUAGAGUCACACAUUAUGACAUUUAGGAAAACUUAUUUCACACAAGCACAAAGAUAAAAAGACAUACAUUUGUGUCAUCGUCUGUUCCAUCAGAGUUAAUACAGCAUUUAACAAAGAAAUUUGAUCCUUUCCAGUUUACAGUAGUUUAAUAGCUUUCUUACAAAUUAAUAUCAUAGUUUGCAGUAUUUCCAGAAAACCACUGUGGAGAAUAAUGUAAUAUGCUUUAGCUUAAAUCCUUACCUUUUCUUAAAUGGUUUUAAGCAUGCUGUUCCCCCAAACUCUGUUUUUUCAUUUAACCUAUAAUUUGGGCUUUCUGGUAUUUUCUAAAUCUUUUCUUUUAAGCUUCCUUAAAUCUUUUCUAGAGCAAGGCAAAGAGUAAGUAUGUUAUCCCAGCUAAGUCAGGAGAAAGUCAAAUAUCCCAGAGAAGCUGUGAUUAUGCCAGGGGCUCUAUACCAAACCAAAUUUGAGAAGGUAAAAUUAAUUCAUGAUAUGUGGGUUGUUUUAUUCCUUUGACUGUAUUUAUGAAUAUAUUCAUAAGAACUCCUAAUUUCUGCCAAAAAAAAGAAGCCAAAUCUGCCAUCUUUGAGGUUUCCUGGAGUACUGUCUUAGGAAUUAAGAAGUAUGUUAACUAUGAUCUUAUAGUUUGUAUUCCUGUUUCAUAGGUUACCACAGAAUAUUUGUUUCAUAUGAAUUAUAAAAUAAUAUUUAGAUUCUAGCAUGAUUUAAAUAGAUGGGUCACAUAUAUCUUUAAAUUUAUGGGUUUGAUGUGUAAAUUGUGUAUUAUGUAUAAGUUUACUAUGAUUAUUGAUAACCCUGUUGCUGUUGUUUUCCCCAAAUGUUAUUAAUAUCAGUGUUUAUGGAAUUUCUUUUAUUAGUUUGAAUCUUGGAAUGUUCUGUACUAAAAUAUAAUUUAAACCAUUUUGUACAUUUAAAUAUGAUGUGAUGUGUAUAUCUGUAUUAAAGAAUAUUGUAAAUAUUAAUGUUUGUACAAUUAUGAAAGCUUUUCCUCAAAAUAAGUGAAUUCUCCACCUUGUACUUAAAUUGUGACAUAAAAUAUCUGGUUUUAAACUUUGGGGUUUUAUCUUAUAAAAAUUUAAGGGAAACAUUGUAAAGAUUCUAUAUAAGUAAAAUUUUGAAAAUAAAGUGGUGAAUCAUUUGG
This is a messenger RNA of Odocoileus virginianus texanus, 7288 nucleotides long. RefSeq names its product Myb like, SWIRM and MPN domains 1 (gene MYSM1). The record is from RefSeq and is a predicted model, not a curated record. Gene Ontology annotation, molecular function: protein binding; metallopeptidase activity. Lineage: Eukaryota; Metazoa; Chordata; Mammalia; Artiodactyla; Cervidae.